Annulohypoxylon maeteangense is the source of this 1992-nucleotide messenger RNA. Its product is annotated as AFG1-like ATPase-domain-containing protein. Gene Ontology annotation, molecular function: ATP binding; ATP hydrolysis activity. Lineage: Eukaryota; Fungi; Ascomycota; Sordariomycetes; Xylariales; Hypoxylaceae. Bases 145 to 1794 code for a protein of 549 amino acids. Gene Ontology annotation, cellular component: mitochondrion; cytoplasm. Gene Ontology annotation, biological process: protein quality control for misfolded or incompletely synthesized proteins. The record is from RefSeq and is a predicted model, not a curated record. The transcript is spliced from 2 exons.
GAUGGUAUUCAUAUAAUAUUAAUCGCGACCAUGUUACACAUGCUAUUUUGACAUUAAUGGACCUUUUUAUAUACAUUAUUGUCGUAUGAUGUACGAAGAACCUCCCUCUAUAUUGUCCUUUGCGAGAGGGACCAAUUAACGAGAAUGCGCCGUUAUUUUCCUCACGCCCCUCUUGUGCGACCUAUUUCCACGCGAACUAUCGUGGGACUCGAGAGGAGGCACCACAUAUGUACACAAUGUCUUUUAUUGGCAAGGACCGUUGAGAAGCGACAAAAUGUUCCUAGGUCUCCAAUAGCAAGCCGUAGAACCUCAUCUAUCGUCUCGAGGCGACCCACUUUCUCAUUAGGCGGAUCUAGACAGUUGGCAACUGUUGCGACAGAAGGCACAAAGAAAGCCAACAGUCAUGGCCCGAUACAAGAAUACGACCGUCGAGUCGAGGAAGGGCGCCUUCGAGAGGAUCAGCACCAGCGCGGCAUUAUACGGAGUUUACAAAAUCUGCACGACGAUUUAGUCCAUUAUCGAGCGCGACCGGUUGUCCAUCCGAAUAUCGAGACCUUAAAACCUACCAAGUCAUUGUUUUCUUGGUUUGGACCGAAACCAGGCACUGGGGCCAUACAAGAGAUUCCGGAUGAUCUACCGCGGGGCUUGUACUUGUUCGGUGACGUGGGGAGUGGGAAGACCAUGCUGAUGGACCUGUUCUACGAUACAUUACCGAGUUCCGUCCGAUCAAAAACGAGAAUACAUUUUCACAAUUUCAUGCAGGAUAUACACAAGAGAUUACAUCGGAUGAAGAUGGAGCAUGGGAACGAUAUAGAUGCGAUCCCAUUUGUAGCGGCAGAUAUCGCAGAGCAGGGAAAUGUACUGUGUUUCGACGAGUUUCAAUGCACUGACGUAGCUGAUGCGAUGAUCCUACGGAGGCUUCUGGAAUCCCUCAUGUCUCACGGCGUUGUUCUUGUCACCACCUCGAACCGUCACCCAGACGAGCUCUACAAGAAUGGAAUUCAGCGCGAAUCCUUUAUUCCGGCGAUUCACUUGCUUAAAGCGCGGCUGCAUGUCAUCAACCUUGACUCACCUACAGAUUACCGCAAAAUUCCAAGACCGCCAUCUGGCGUAUACCAUACGCCGCUGGACAGCCAUGCGGCUUCGCACAUAGAAAAAUGGCUUCGUUUUCUAGGCGACCCAGACAACCCAGAGCCUCGGCCGGAAACGCAGAAGGUAUGGGGUCGCGACAUACACGUGCCGAGAGUCAGCGGCCGCUGCGCGUGGUUCACUUUCCAAGAACUGAUCGGCCGUGCGACGGGAGCUGCCGACUACCUCGAGCUAAUGCGCUGCUACGACGCGUUUAUAAUCUCCGAUAUUCCCGGCAUGACCUUUCGAGAACGCGAUCUCGCAAGACGGUUCAUUACAUUUAUAGAUGCUGUCUACGAGUCACGUGCCAAGCUCGUCCUUACGACAGCCGUUCCCCUGACGGAGUUAUUCAUAUCGCCAUCUGAAUUACGGGAAUCCCUGAAAAGGGACGGAAAGCCUGUGGAUGACGAGGAUGACGAAUCUACUAGUCAUGCUAUGCAGCAUAUGCUGGAAGACAUGAACAGUAACAUCGACCAGCUGAAAACCUCAAGCCUCUUUUCUGGUGAUGAAGAGCGUUUCGCUUUCGCUCGAGCGCUUUCACGAUUAACUGAGAUGUCGAGUAAAGAAUGGGUUGAGCGUGGUAUGGGCCUAGAACAAUCGGGAGGGAAGAAAGAAAGAGAUGGUUGGGCAAAGGCCCGUAGUCGACAGAUGGAAGAUAGCAUGUGAAGGAGCGCGAGGUUUUAUAGUUGUCCUAUGGUUCUACGAUUGGCAUGACUGGCGUUGUACUGUUCCGGGUUGAUGAGUGAGAUCAAUAUAUACAUAUAGAGCGGUGGGAAGACCACGACUCUGUGGUUGGCAUGUCUGAUACGAUAGAGAUUAGCUAGGUAUCUUGCACUACGUCAUAAACAAGAUUUUUGGAUUAAA